Messenger RNA from Musa acuminata AAA Group (dessert banana), 3721 nucleotides. RefSeq lists its product as uncharacterized. Gene Ontology annotation, biological process: regulation of DNA-templated transcription. The record is from RefSeq and is a predicted model, not a curated record. NCBI's taxonomy places the organism in Eukaryota, Viridiplantae, Streptophyta, Magnoliopsida, Zingiberales, Musaceae. The transcript is spliced from 7 exons. Bases 175 to 2112 code for a protein of 645 amino acids. Gene Ontology annotation, molecular function: DNA binding.
AAAGAUCCCAAGCGAGCGCGUUUUUUAUCUCUCCUUCUGCUGAACAUUGUUUUCCGUAAGAAUUUUGUUGGGUUUUUGAUCUCCCUCUAGGGUUCUUGAGAUCCUAUCUCGGUCUCCUAUGCUCUCUGAUCUCUGCGAUACUGCUGAAGUAGUGGUUGGAUAGUGACUAGGGAAAUGGCUGUUCUGUCGGUGGAGUCCUUGCCGCUGGGCUUCCGAUUCCGUCCCACGGACGUGGAGCUCGUGAAUCAUUACCUCAAGGGAAAGAUCACUGGCCGGAUCAAGUCCGAGGACGAGGUCAUCUCCGAGAUAGAUAUCUGCAAGUGCGAGCCGUGGGACCUUCCGGAUAUAUCAUUGAUCAAAUCGAGCGAUUCGGAGUGGUUCUUCUUCUCGCCGAAGGACCGGAAAUAUCCCAACGGCAGCCGUUCCAAACGAGCUACGAAGGCUGGCUACUGGAAAGCCACAGGGAAGGAUCGGAUGAUCAGGUCCAUAUCUCGGGUUCCUACAAUCAUAGGCACUAAGAAGACCCUUGUAUUUUACCAAGGCCGUGCCCGCAGCGGCGUCCGCACUACUUGGGUCAUGCACGAGUACCGCACCACCGAGAAGGAGUUUGACUCAGGAGAGCAGGGUGGCUUCGUUCUCUGUCGUUUGUUCAAGAAGCCUGAAGAAAAGACCCUAAUUUCUGAGAUUGAUGAUUGUACGGAGGGAAAUGUUGGUGAGAUGGAGAGUGGUGACCCCUCUCCUGCUCCUGCUCCUGCUCCAGGCAUGCUUUCACCAGUUGAGAUGCAGCAAGGAGUAGAAGCAACAGUGGAAGUUGUUUCACCAUUGGAUCACAAGCUUCCGGGGUCAUAUUUGCAAGAAAAUUUGCAGCCUUUGCCUCCGACCUCUGAUAUGCAAUCAUCGUGUGUCCACGAGUUGCUAGAAGAGAGCCACUGCAGUGAUACUGUCGUUUCAGAUCCUCCUUGUGAAACCCUUGUGGGAAAUGAGUUUGGUCUUCGCCUGGAUGAUUUACCACAAUAUCUUAACCCAGACUUUGACAAGCUUGGUGGAGUUGACCAGGAAUUUCCAGAAUUUGAUUACCAUUCCAAUUCCCCAAGAAUAACUUACACGGGGCAUGCAUUUAAUGCUGGAGUUGAAUGGGAAUUUUCGUCAGGCCUCAAUCAAUGUGACAGUGUUGAAGACGACUCUGUCACCGAGUUCUUAGAUGCAGUGCUUUGUGAUCCAUAUGAAUGUUCCCCUGAAGUAUCAUAUGUCUAUAGAAGUCUAAAUACUGAGUUUGAGCCACAAGGUCAGAUUUGUGUCAGCACAGAUGAUACCCCCUGGGACUCCCUAUCAGGCAAAAAGAGCAAGAGAGGCAGUGACAAAGAUGAUAAAGCUACUGUCUUAGAUGACAGCAUAGGAUUUUCUGGUGAAAUCUACAAGCUUCCUGUUUGUUCGAGCACCUUGUCACAGAAGAAUAGUUGUAUUGUUCCUGCAAGACAGCACAGGAUUUUGGUGUUUCCUAAUCACAAUUUGUGCCAAAAAGUUUCCUUAAUGGACUCUGCAAGUACCUUGCAUCAAGAAAUGGCCAGGAUGAGCAACUGUGACAAGGCUGGAAUCCAGAUCAGCACUCAUAAUAAUUUACAAGAGUUAGAUUGCUUGAUUGAACCACAAAGCCUGCUGAUGAGACGGUUGCAUUUGCAAAAGUUUGUUCGUAAAGGAUCUGUUCCCAGCACUGAUCAAGUAUUAAGCACCAGAAAUGAUGUGAUGAAAUCAGCUGCCAAUGAGGUUCGAGAAAUUUUGAAGCAUCAAUUCAGUGAAGAACAACCUGUUUUUAGUCGUAUUGCCAGUACCACUUCAGAGGGCUUUUCUUCUCAUGAGAUAAAGUCCUCUUCUCUUGAGAUAUAUGAAAGAAAAUGUUACACUCCAGCACAAGAAUCCGGGAUCAAUGAUUUUAAUCCUAAAUCAAGUUUGAGAACACGAUGGAAGCAUAAGGAUGAUGACAGAAUCAGCAGCCAGUCUUUGGAUGCAAUGGCGAGUAAAGAUGGUUCACACUUUAGUGUUAGAAUAAUUUUGAUUCUGUCGGUAAUACUUUUAUUCUUAAUACUAGGACUAAAUUGGUGCCUAAGGUCCUGAUGUGUGCAUAUGAACGUAAUUCACUUCACAGAAUCAGUUCUUGACUUUGUAAAUAUUGUUGCCUUCCUGCACAUAUCUUCUGGGCAUCUUUGAACAUAAACUCUCCCUUGGCUUUACUGGUGCCAUAAUGAAUUUUAUUGCUUUUGUAAUUAAGCUUAGCAGAUCAUUUCAAGAACUACUUUCUAGCAUUUGUAUGCUGUUAAUAUACACCCGAAUUGGCUAUUUUGCUGCUAAUGCUAAAUUCCUGGAUUCUCUGGAUACGCUCUACUACUAUGCUAUGAGGUGCUCUACAUAAUAUUACAAACAACUAGUGUCAUUUACUCUUGAGGAGAAUUGCCCUCAUCUCCUUGUGCACCCUAUUUGUUUAUGGGGAAUUAUCACUUUAACUAGUUUAUUUUGUUCCCUUGUUGCAUUGUCUGUGUAUUAGAGUAUCUUCCAGGAUCCUUGCACAAUACAAUUUUCUGGCAACUGACUCUUGAACUCUGCUUAGUGAUCCAUCACUGAACUCCGCUUGUAUUUUCUGCCAUCCAUGAUUUGCAGUUGAUUGCACUUGGUUGGAACUGAACUCAUUGACAGUUUGCCUUGUUGAAGUUGGGAGUGUAGAAAGAAUGACAGCUUUCUGAUUUCAAGUUUAAGGCAUCCAAAAGAUGCAUUACUUGUGUUAGAUUUUUCUGAUGAUUUUGAAGUUUGGUAUAAAUACUCCAGUGGCUUCUAAUUUAGAUUGAUAGAGUUAAGUUGCUGUCACAAAAUUUUACAUGGGUUGUCUGCGAAUAUUAUGUGCAUGAGUGAUAUUUGUUUAAACCCAACUUUUAUCUUCGGCAAUGUGUUUUAACUUGCAGGAGAACUUGACUACAUGGUGAUAAUAAACUGAUGGGGUGACAUGUGAUAUUUUGACUCAUCCUAUCAUACUAGGGAAGUAAUUUUACUCAGAUCCAUUAAUCUGAAGAAAGUACAUUGGAGAAUUAAUGCAGCUGAAAUUUUAAAGGAUGAUUUGGCUAGGAAACCCCAUGGUUUCAAGCACUGUUUUGAUGAAUCCUUGACAAACAGAAACAAAAGCUUUUUGCAUAACAACCACCAAUGAGCAUCUACAAUACCAAUUAUUGGACAAGGAAGUAUCUUUUCAGCUAUUUUUUAGUCUGUUGUCUACAUUCUUGUUCCCAUUUACAGAGACCAUGGCUUGUUUGAGCACAACAGAUGCAACUUCUCACAAUUACUAGAUCAUGUUUCAUCAUUGUCAUUCCAAAUUGGAUUCUGUAAAGAAAGAAAAAACUACCUUCUGCAGCAAAUUUAGGCAUUGUGGAUAUUGCAAGUUUUGAAUUCAUGAAGAAAGUAAUCCAUUCCCCUGUUGAAGUCAGCUUAUCUGUGACUCUUUUUUAGGAGAAACUUUCUUCAGCCUGGAGUUGAUCUGAAGACACUUUUCUGCUUUACUGUUCCACUGUUGCUGAAUAAUCAUGUGUGUCAGCUUCCAGUUUUUUCUUACUAUCAAUAAGUUGCUGCCUCGUAACAGAAUUUUUGGGGUUUCUUAGAUCCUUAAACAUAGCUUUCAAUUCCCUCAAUUUCUGUAUGACUUUAAACAUUAUAAAUCUAUCAACACAAUUUCUUCAAGCCA